Molecule: messenger RNA, 2796 nt
Organism: Guillardia theta CCMP2712
Lineage: Eukaryota; Cryptophyceae; Pyrenomonadales; Geminigeraceae
Exons: 34
Coding region: 1-2796 (931 amino acids)
Biological process (GO): protein import into peroxisome matrix
Cellular component (GO): cytosol; peroxisomal membrane
Molecular function (GO): ATP hydrolysis activity; ATP binding
Source: RefSeq, a predicted model, not a curated record
AUGGGGGAGGGGAGAGAGGAGAGAAGUAGAGCACAGGACGAUGGGGUAAAGCUCGUACCAGGGAGAGAUUGCUUCGUUUCGCUCCCCAGCCAUGUUGUCGACGCCUUGUUUCAAAAAUAUCAAGAUGCUCUCAAUGCUGGUGCACUAGAAGUCAAAUGGGUCGGAGCGUCGAGAUCGCACAGCACGGGAGAAGGGAGGCAAACAGAGGUUUCUCUGCAAGGGAAGAAUGUUAGAUCCCUUAUGGUCUCAUGGGCUGGUUCAUGCAGCAGUCAGUCAGAUGCACUGGAGCUGUCGCCUUCUUAUGCAGAAUGUCUUGGGCUUUCCGACGGGAUCGAUAUAGAUGUCCACUUCCGCAAGGAAGUUCCUGUUGCGCUACAAGUGUUGGUUGAGCCAGUCUCGACCGAUGACUGGGAGGUGGAUGCCUUGCCUCUCCCUCAAGAUGGAGAGUCAGGUUUUGAAUCAGGUCCGACGAUGACCUUUCGUUCGCAAAGUCUCGAGGUCCCUGUGAUGAGGAUGUGUGAUAGGAACACGGAGGUUGUAGUGAAACCAAAGGAGAGAGAAGCCGCUGGGAAAGGAACGGAGGGUGGAAAGUGCAUGACGAUGAGAGUCCUUGCCCUCGAGCACCUCAGGGGCCUUGUAGAUAAGCUGCACCCCUCCGACAUCUUCGUCCCUCAAGACAUUCUUCAUCGCUUUGACGGGAAGUUGUGCUCAUUGAGGUUAGACGAGGUUGUUCAGGGGGAGACAAGGCCGGGGCAAGUGAGCAAGACGCUGAUCGGACGAACACGAGGGCAUCCUGACAUUCCAUCUCAUCACGUUGUUCUUGGAUGUCACCAGAGACAGCAGCUCCUCUCUCCCGUAGGCUCGAGAGUGCAAGUCAGGAGCUUGCAAGGAAUCCCAGCACAACCGGCGAAGGUGGUGAUCUCUCCAGUCGAGCUUGCCAGUCCGAUGGACAAGGAGACGAAGGAGUCGUCCAAGGAGGAGAAGACGUCAAGCGAUCAAUGCGUGAUCGAGGACUUCGAGGAGUUUGUGAGGAAAUGGUCGCCUGUGAGGAAGAGAAGUCUUGUGCUGCUUGAUGGGACUCUUGUGGAACUGAAGGAGGAGGAGGAGGAGCUGCGAGGCGAUCAAGCAACGAGGAUCAACAGGAGGAUGUCGAAGAAGCAGCAGCAGUUUGUCUGCAUUCACAUGCAACAAGCCGACGGCUCGCCCUACCCCCCCCUUGCAAAUUCCGUUCGGAUUUUCGACUUGUGGUAUGACAAGGACGUCCUCCGUUCCUCGCAAGUCGACAAGAUAAAAUGCAAGAAGCUGCAGGAGGACCUUGUUCUUGAGCCUUGCCUGCGGGAGGUGGUUGGAGGAGGACAAGAGCUAGUUAGGAACCUGGAGACAAAGCAGAGGUCUCAGCUCUUGAGAAAUGCCUUGACCGGAGGCGUCCUCCUCGUCGGCCAGCAAGGAAGCGGGAAAUCGUUCCUUGCUCGUGCCAUGGCGCAUCAGCUGUCAGCGAGCUGGGCUGGAGGGGAGCGGCGAGUAGAGUCAGAGCUGGAGGGAGGAGACGAUCAGAAGCGGCCCGUAGCGAUGGCGUCAGCAUGCAGUGUCCACGUCCUGCACUGCGGAGAUCUUUGCGAAGCAGACGAGUACAGGAUUCAUACGGUGCUCGAAGAAACGAUAGAGAGAGCGCGGCAGCAAGCCCCUGCGGUGCUGCUGCUCGACGACAUCGACUCCCUGGCUCCUGCUGAGUCCCAACAUCUGGAGGCGGCGCAUGACACGAAGACCCUGAACGUGCAUGGAGUGGCUGUGCUGGGAACUGCCAAGUCCCUCUCCUCCUUGUCGCUACCUCUCCUCUCUCCUGGUCUUUUCGACAUGCAGGUUGAGAUUCCUCCGUUGGAUCGCAAGGCGCGCAAAGCGAUCCUGUGCGAGAUGCUGGGCAGCAUGCCAAUGCGGCUGCAAUCUCCUCCUACAGUGCAGUGGGAGGACAUCGCGGGAAUGGACGAGGCGAAGGAUACUCUUCUCAGGAUGAUCCAGCUGCCCACCAGACACCCCGAGCUCUUCGCUGCUGCUCCUCUCCGCGUCCGUACAGGUUGCCUCCUGUACGGGCAUCCGGGAUGCGGCAAGACGUUUCUGGUCGGAGGGGUUGCGUCAAAGACAGGCUUGAACUUCAUUACGGUCAAGGGCCCGGAGCUUCUCAACAAGUACAUCGGAGCCUCCGAGCAGCGAGGACACGACUCGACGGGAGUGACGGACAGAGUGGUGAACCAGUUCUUGACAGCUCUUGAUGGCAUUGAAGGCUUAAGUGGAGUAUUCGUAGUAGCCGCCACAAGUCGUCCGGAGCUGAUUGAUGCUGCGCUUCUACGGCCGGGAAGGCUGGACAAGCACAUCUGCUGCCCCAUGCCGGACAACAAGUACCGCCUCCGCCUCUUGCAACGAGUCGCAUCCAAGGCUGAGCUGGACAAAGACAUCUGUCUCGAGGACUUUGCUGAGCAGCUGGAGGGAUGCAGGUGGGUGGCUGCUCCCUGUCUCUCCAUCGCUGACGCUGCUGGAAGCUGUGCUGACCUGCAGGCCUUCAUCUACAACGCCCAGCUGCUGGCCAUCCACGACAUGAUUGACGGGCGGAAGGAGGAGGAGGAGGAGGAGAGGCCGCGUAUUUUGUUGUCUCAUCUGCAACGAGCAGCAGAGGAUCUCCGACCGAGUUUGAGCGAGGCAGAGAGGCGACGCUACGAUCGGAUCUACGAGUCAUUCCAACGGUCGCACAAGUCACCGCAAGCUGGAGAGGCUGGGGUGCAAAGGAAAGCAACCAUGGCGUGA